Molecule: messenger RNA, 1563 nt
Organism: Hypoxylon fragiforme
Lineage: Eukaryota; Fungi; Ascomycota; Sordariomycetes; Xylariales; Hypoxylaceae
Product: outer membrane protein, OMP85 family
Exons: 4
Coding region: 1-1563 (520 amino acids)
Biological process (GO): protein insertion into mitochondrial outer membrane
Cellular component (GO): outer membrane; SAM complex
Source: RefSeq, a predicted model, not a curated record
AUGGCUCGCAAUUCUUCCUCUGAAGACGGUGAUGUCUUCGAGGGUUUGCUCAGAUCCGAAACUGCAUCGGUAGAGCAAAAGGUCAUAGCAGAACGAACUCACGUUCACGAUGCGCAAUCUGAACAACGGACACUUGAAUUGCUAUCACAAAACCAAACUCUUCCCGUUACUCUCUCUUCCAUUCAGAUCCAUGGCGCCAGUCAUACGCGCAAAUCAUUCCUCAGUCCUUUAUUCCAGCCUUUACUUCAAGAUAGCAAGAAUGUCGACUAUACGCUGGCAGACAUGUUGGAACAGGUAGGUGGAGUCGUCGAGAAACUGCAAAAGUUCGACAUAUUUCAACCUCAGAUUCUGUUCCAUUUAUCCCGCCCCCCUCAUCUGGAUCCCUCUUCCACUCCAACAGACCUCGAUGUCGCUCUUCGUGUGCGCGAAAAAUCUCGACUCCUUCUCAAGACCGGUACCGAAUUAGGCAAUACCGAAGGAUCAGCAUACGGAUCUCUACUCUGGCGAAAUAUAUUUGGAGGCGCCGAGUCUUUAUCGCUCAAUGCGUCUGCAGGUACACGAACCAGAACUUCAUACAGCGCCGAAUUCAGCACCCCGAUACAAAGCAAUCCCAACUUGCGUUUCAGUCUCGAAGGUUUAGCAAGCAGUACGGAGAAGCCGUGGGCAAGUCAUGAAGAAGUCCUCAAAAGUGGAGGGGCAAAGCUGCAUUGGUUUAGGGAUAGCGGGGACCGACAUCAAUUCGGUUAUGCUGGUGCUUGGAGACAAUUGACUGGCCUCGGAGCUGGAGUGAGUCCCACCGUUCGAGGUGACGCAGGGGACUCUGCCAAGAGUGCUAUUUCCUACAUAUUCCAGCGCGAACGAAGAGAUAAUCCGAUGCUGCCACAAAAGGGAUAUUUUGUCAAGACAACUACGGAGCUCGCGGGGUGGGGACCCCUAGGUGGAGAUGUGGGAUUCUCUAAGGCCGAAUUCGAGGCUUCGGGAGCGGUCCCCAUCCCUUUACCGGGGAUCCGAGGGUCAUCCGGCGUAUCCAUUGGUGCCGGCUUCCGAGCCGGUCUACUAUACCCUCUUCCGUUAUCCUACGGUCUUGGCGGUGCUGCACCUAGCCGAAUUAACGACCGGUUUACUCUUGGCGGCCCGACAGAUGUGCGAGGCUUCUCGUUGGGUGGUCUAGGCCCUAGAGAUGGUGGUGAUGCGCUUGGUGGUGAUAUCUUCGCUGCAGGGAGUGUCAACAUGCUACUCCCUCUACCUCGAAUUGGGCCAGACUCCCCGUUCCGCCUCCAACUAUUUGCCAACGGUGGCCGGUCCGUAGCCAUGAGGAGUAAAACGAAGGGGGGUGAUCCCGUCGCUGGGCAACAGCUGAGUGCUGGCUCGGUGUGGGAUGGCAUGAUCUCCGCCUCCAAGGACCUUAGUUCGGGACUUCCCAGCAUCGCUGCUGGUGUAGGUCUCGUAUACGCACAUCCGGUAGCGAGGUUUGAGUUGAACUUUAGCUUGCCAUUAGUGCUGAGGCAAGGCGAAGACGCCAGGAAGGGACUCCAGGUCGGCGUGGGAAUUAAUUUCCUAUAA